AUGGAAAAGCGAUUUUUCGGGAUCACUUAUAAGGAACUUCGUCAACUGGCGUUUAAAUUUGCUUGUGCCAAUAACAUCCCCAACAACUUUAAUAGGGAUACUAAAAUGGCAUCUAAAAAGUGGAUUUACGGAUUUUUACAUAGGCACCAAAAUAUUGCACUUAGGAAACCAGAAGCAACGUCAUAUGCCAGAGCCAUCGGUUUUAAUGAGAACGCAGUACAAAGUUUUUUUAAUAAUCUCGACAAUAUUUAUACGAAGUAUAAAGUGACUCCAGAUCGAAUAUGGAACGUCGAUGAAACGGGCGUAACGACCGUUCAAAAAUUGCCAAAAAUUCUUGCUCAGAAAGGCAAAACACAGGUAGGUGGACUGACCAGCGCCGAAAGGGGGGUAAAUGUUACCAUUGUUGCUUCCAUGAGUGCCACUGGAAAUUUUUUGGCUCCCGCUUUCAUUUUUCCAAGAAAAAGAAUAAAACCUGAGCUGAUGGACAAUGCACCCAAUGGAAGUCCUGCUUUCGCACAAGACUAA
This is a messenger RNA of Leptinotarsa decemlineata (Colorado potato beetle), 525 nucleotides long. RefSeq lists its product as uncharacterized. The record is from RefSeq and is a predicted model, not a curated record. Lineage: Eukaryota; Metazoa; Arthropoda; Insecta; Coleoptera; Chrysomelidae.